AUGAAUUGCCCCUCGCGAAACGACGACACUCUCGAGCAUCCGGGCUGGAACCAGAAUCCGCCACCGUUCAGUCCGGACACCACCACCCGCAAUGAUUUCAACGGCAUCGCUAAUGCUCGAGUGCAUCGCAAGAAUGCCUCCAACACAGGCACGGGUGACGAUACGAUGUCCAUUGAGCCGCGCCCGCACAGUUUUGAAAGCCGCGAUCCUGAGAUCAAGAAGACCGCGGACGGUGAAGUGAUCGCCGCCGCCUCGGGUUGUGAACCGACAACCUCGAGGACCAGCGGAUCACCUCGCCGUCCCUUCAAAAAUGUAAUCUCUUCGUCUGCGCUGCACUGUGCCCGUAGCCUGGUGAAGUUUAGCCGCUUCGUGGGCCCUGGUUUUCUUAUCGCCGUCGCCUAUAUCGAUCCGGGAAACUACGCAACCGAUGUUUCGGCCGGUGCGGAGUUCAAGUACGCCUUACUGUUCAUCGUUCUCCUCUCCAACCUGUUUGCAAUCCUUCUGCAAUCUCUGUGCAUCAAGCUGGGGACAGUGACCGGCCUCAAUCUGGCAGAGAACUGCCGGGAGCACCUUCCCCGCUGGCUGGUUAUUAUCCUCUAUAUCUUUGCAGAAGCAGCCAUCAUUGCCACUGAUAUUGCCGAGGUGGUUGGAUCUGCGAUUUCGUUGAACCUUUUACUCAACAUCCCCUUGGUAGCUGGAUGCGCUAUCACUCUGGUGGAUGUCUUUUUCUUACUCCUUUUUUGGCGCCCAAAUGGGUCCAUGUGGGGGUUACGCCUUUUUGAGUUCUUCGUCAUGGCUCUCGUUCUAGGCGUAGUGAUUUGCUUUUGCAUUCAGCUAUCCCUGAUCAAAGAACAAUCGGUGGGAGAAGUCUUCAGGGGGUAUUUGCCGUCGUCUGCCAUUGUGCAGUCCGAAGGUCUUUACCAAAGUUGCGGUAUCCUCGGUGCCACCGUGAUGCCACAUUCCCUCUUUCUUGGAAGCGGCGUGGUCCAGUCUCGCCUGAAGGAGUUUGACGUCAAUUCAGGUUAUGUUGACUCUACCGUGCCUCUAGGAAGCAACGGCGGUGAGGUGGAGUAUCGUCCGACUCUCCAUGCCAUCCGAGGUUGCUUGAAGUAUUCCAUCAUUGAAUUGGCACUGUCGCUGUUUACGUUUGCCCUAUUUGUCAACAGCGCCAUUCUCAUCGUCGCCGGCGCCUCUCUUUAUGACGUUCCCGGAGGAGCUAGCGCCGACUUGUUUGGAAUUUACGACUUACUCUCUUCAUCCAUCUCUAAAGCGGCCGGUAUGAUCUUCGCUUUGGCCCUCCUCUUGUCUGGUAUCUCCGCGGGCAUAGUGUGCACCAUGGCCGGCCAGAUGGUCAGCGAGGGCAUGCUAAGAUGGAGUAUCCGCCCUUGGAUGCGGCGACUCAUUACUCGUUCUAUCAGCAUCAUUCCGAGUAUCAUCAUUGCAGCUGCUGUUGGCAAGAAUGGAUUGGAUAAGACGCUAACAGCGAGCCAAGUCUGUCUCAGUGUCAUUCUGCCAUUUGUCUCGGCCCCGCUCAUUUGGUUCACAUGCUUCAGUCGCUACAUGACCGUCCCCACCGAACAGGCCGCUGAGGGCGAUGGCUCGGCUGAGGUCGGGCAGGUGUCUAUGCGAAACCAUUUUAUUCUGUCUGUGAUUGCUGGCCUCGUCUGGUUACUCAUUGUGAUCAUGAAUGUGGCCUUGCUUGUCCUGCUCGGGAUGGGCAAAGCGUAG
Penicillium macrosclerotiorum is the source of this 1728-nucleotide messenger RNA. RefSeq names its product NRAMP family metal ion transporter. The coding region runs from base 1 to 1728 and encodes 575 amino acids. The record is from RefSeq and is a predicted model, not a curated record. Gene Ontology annotation, molecular function: cadmium ion transmembrane transporter activity; manganese ion transmembrane transporter activity. Gene Ontology annotation, cellular component: membrane. Gene Ontology annotation, biological process: iron ion transport; intracellular manganese ion homeostasis. Lineage: Eukaryota; Fungi; Ascomycota; Eurotiomycetes; Eurotiales; Aspergillaceae. The transcript has 3 exons.